This is a messenger RNA of Lodderomyces margitis, 4191 nucleotides long. RefSeq lists its product as uncharacterized. The record is from RefSeq and is a predicted model, not a curated record. The transcript is spliced from 2 exons. Lineage: Eukaryota; Fungi; Ascomycota; Pichiomycetes; Serinales; Debaryomycetaceae. Gene Ontology annotation, molecular function: kinase activity; DNA-binding transcription factor activity, RNA polymerase II-specific; zinc ion binding. Gene Ontology annotation, biological process: regulation of DNA-templated transcription; carbohydrate metabolic process. Bases 1 to 4191 code for a protein of 1396 amino acids.
AUGGGACGCCAUGUGGGUGUCGAUAUAGGCACGUCAUCAAUUCGAGUCACAUAUGAUUCUCAAACCAAUGAGCUACCCAUUGUUACACAUCGUGGGCGAUUCAUCACACAAUCAUCGGUAUCCAUCUACCACUCACUUUUGCAAUUGUUACCAUCACACUAUAACUCCAUUGCUAUAUCAGCAACAUGCUCCACUGUCGUAACGAAAAAGAUAAAUAACCAUCAUCUAGAACCGUUCAAUAUUGAAGGUAAUGAAUCAGAUAUCUUGCUUUGGAUGGAUCAUUCAGCACAACAAGAGACUGAAUUUCUCAACAACUCGUCUGCAACAAGGAUUAGCCAAGCACGACGUCAACUAGGUGGCAAAUUCGUUGCUGAAUUAGGCCUUCCCAAAUUGAAAAUGAUUCAGAACGUAUUUGGAGACAACGAUUUAGUCUGUUUUGAAUUGUAUGAUUGGAUUAGUUACUUAUUAAAGUUUGGCCCAUCAGAUGGAAGAGUAGAGUAUCAUCCACUUGUGGAAGACAACACCACCCUACAUGCAAUCGAUGGUUCAAUUAAAGGCUGGUCAAAGGAAUUACUUGAUGAGGCUGGGAUCAUUAUCGAAAUUGGUGGAUUGGGUGUGCUGGGAAAAAUUGUACCUCGAUUAGGUGAACCGGUGGGCACUGUGCAUGGCACCCGGGCUGUCAUUGGUCAUGGAUGCAUUGACUGCUACGCCGGCUGGCUCAAUUCAUACUCAUCUUUUCAAAGUGGUGAUGAAACUGAUGCAAAAUCGUGUUUCAUGGUUGCGGGAACUUCCACAUGCUUCAUCUACCGUGGCCAACAACAAAAGAAAAACUAUUCUGGAGUCUGGGGGCCUUACCAACUUGCUAAAGAUAACGAAUGGUUAUAUGAAUUUGGCCAACCGGCAACGGGUAAGCUAUACGAGCGCUUGUUUGAAAAACACGGCAAAAAGGACUACGUCGCCACAACUUUCAAACAACUCGAGACGGGAAUGGAAACUUACAUAAGCCAGAAUGGCAAGGGAAUACACGAGCUAUUAAAAGGAUACUUUUACUAUGGGGAUGUGUAUGGUAAUAGAACCCCGUAUCAAGAUGGUAACAUGGCAGAAAUGAUUAUAGACAAUCCCAAUGGACCAUUUGGCCCAAUUAUUAGCACCACGACCCAUGCAUCUCUACUUGCAGAGUAUAUCCUCAUUAUGGAGUUUCUUGCUUUCCAAACGAGGGAACUUAUUGAACCUUUGGGAAUAGAGUCGUUAACUAUUUCUGGCUCGCAAUCAAAAAAUAAACGGUUUCUUCACCUUCUUGCUGAUGUGUGUAAUGUAUCCGUCAAGGUGGCGAGUGCAGCAGAUGGAUGUCAAGGAGCUGCCAAAAUGGGUCACAUUGCUGAACUAUGUCAACAAGGUUACAACUAUGACGACGCUUUGGACGAGGUGACAAAGGACAAUUCGUCAAUAAAGUUGGUUCUUCCUGACACCGGGGACUCCAAUUAUUCUGUUUCUGCAAACGAACUGUCGUUGCUCGGUGUCAAAAAAGUCCGAUGUGGACCCACAACGCCAUGUUCGCAUUGCGUAACUAAUGGAUUGACCUGUACGAGAAACAGAGAACGCAAAAAAUCCGGCCCCAAGACGUUGACGAGGAAAACACUUGAUUCGAUUAACAAUUUAAGCGAAGUGAUUGAACUCAAUACAAGCAAAAACAACUGGACGAGACCAGAAUUGUCGUCCAAAAACUCAUCAAAUACCGUGUAUUCGAAAAGCCCUAGUGUGAUUGAAGAGGAGUCGGAAUCAUCGCACCAUCCAUCGACACCAUCAGUCAGUAAUAGAUCAUCUGUUGCACACUCGGUGACUCCGAUACCACCACAACUGGCAGGGUUUGGUGUGGUUAGUGGCUAUGAUCAGCUGAGUCAAGGACCAGGACCGGGACCAGGACCAGGACCAGGACCAGGACCAGCACCACCCCUAACACAAAUGGAGCCAAAUCAGUACCCAGAGGUUUCAAAUCAGCUACUAGCGGCACAAGGUAAGAUGCCAGCGAUGCUUGGUCAGUUGCCAGCAGCAAACCAGCUACAGGCAGCCCAAAAUCAAUUACAAUCCCUGGCAAACCAACUUCAAGUUCUGGCUACCAACAAUGAUGCACAAACCACGUCAGAGGAAUACUUGGUAACCCCAUUCCACUUGAUUGAGAAUUUGAAUUUGAUCGGUGAAGAGCCUUCAAUACUGGAAUUGCUUGCACCAUUGACGGUGCAAUCCGUCUUGGCCAAUUACACGAAAUUGGUGGCGUUUCUAAGCACCAAUUAUCCCAACAUAAUCAACAACGAUGGGAUAAAUACCCACUUCACUGAGAUAAACUUGAUUGACCAUCAUGAUGAUUCGUUGUACUUGUCGACCUUACUUAUUAUCCUCACAUUGAAUCAAACAAUUGCCGAAAUCCUCAUUAAGUUGAAGAAGCAAAAAUUUAAAAAGUUUGUCAGAUAUCCUAAAAAAUAUCUUGCAUUCCGGCCCUUUAAAACGUUCAAGAACCUAUGCCACUUUAAAGUAUUGGAAAUAUUUUCCCUUAUUGAAAAGAAUUUUAUUGUGCCACCGUUGAUACCGAGAAACCGAGCCAAUGGUAAUGGAAGUCAAAAUCUUUUUGCCCAUUUGAAUCAAUACCAAAUAUACUAUAACUUAUCAUUGUCCAAUAUGCAAUUAUGCAACUACAACCACAUUUUGAAUUUGACAAACACCCUCAACACGGCCUCGGGUUUCUACAACUCAUACGGAAAUGAAGCACAGGAGCACCAAAAGAUUUUAUACCUUAGUCGAGCCAUCUCGACGUUCCAGUUAAUCAAUGUCAAACAAAAUGAUUCUUUGGUGCCGAUUCGGGAACUAUACGAGUUAAUCUAUUCCUUUGAACGGUACUAUAUCCUAUUCAGCUCGUACAAUUAUGAUGUCAAUGUAUUUAGAAACAACGACAUCUUGUUGCAUAUGAGAAGUGAAAAGUAUCAUGGUCAGGGUUAUCCUUACGAUUUAAUGCAUAUCGUCGACGACCUGGGAUUGAUGGGUCCUCUCUGCCGCAAUGCUGGGUUCAAUAUGAUGUUGGAGUAUGAUAAGCCGCAGCCUGGAUAUUUUGAGUUAAAGGGAAGGAUUGACGCAUUAAGGUGCACUGAUCACAUGUGGUGUAUCCUUAGGGAGAUUUUGUUGUUCAAGAUUAUGCUUGUACGACCAUUGAAUUUUGAUCAAGGCAAGAUGGAAAUUGUCAGGAUUAUAGACGCCAUCAGUAGCAGUUUAGAAGCAGCUGACUCGGAUAUUUUCAAAGUCAAGGUGUCCAAUUACCAAAUCUUACAACCGUUGUUGCAUAUUUUGAAAAUAUUUCUCGAGAUAAAACAAGUUGAGGUUCGGUGGGGGAAGCCAGUCAACAUGCAAGACCAGGAGUUGUUGGUCAGAUAUACCGAACUUUUAAUUACGCAUUUGCCAUUUUUCAACAACAUUAACAAGUUGAUCAGGGCACACAAGAUACUUAACAAUUGGUUCUUGAUGUUGAGUGAGGUAAAGAAGGAAGACACAACUAAUGAGGAACAUUCACAGUCACAGUCACAGUUGCAACCCCAGCAGCCACCACCACCACCACUACCACAACACACUCCGUACCAACAACCAGUACCACUUACUCCACACAAUAUUGAAUUACCUUUGCAUACAGGAAUUACACCACAGGUGCAAGCUCCAUUUGCCAAUUUCCCCCAUCUUCAGCCACAACAACGAAUUGCUUCUCAAAUCGAUGUAAAUGAGUUGAUGAGGGAUUUCACCGUGUCGAGGUUGGAUGAGAACGAUUUUGAUGUGAAUAACCCCACACCAGCAAUACAAUACAGGGCUGACGACGACGAAGAAGAAGAUGACGACGAGCAAGGCUUUUUCAGUAUCGUGCCAAAGAAUGAACACGGUCAUGAGUUUGUCAACAACCCCAACCCUGACAAUCAUCAAGCUUCAACUGCCGAUUUCUUAUCCAAUGCGCCACCGACACCGCAGUUUACUUUCCCCAACAAUGUCAAUUCAAACAAUCUACAUAUGAGCGCCAGCACAAGGAGUUUUUUGUCCUUGCUUAAUGCUACAAAUUAUGCCGAAGACAAUCAAGUUGAGAGCAACAAUCAGGGAUCUGGUAAUUCCGACAAGGGCAGUCUAAUGGGUUCUAGUUUUUUCAAUUUGAGUAAUUUACGGUAA